Ictidomys tridecemlineatus (thirteen-lined ground squirrel) is the source of this 1915-nucleotide messenger RNA. The record is from RefSeq and is a predicted model, not a curated record. Lineage: Eukaryota; Metazoa; Chordata; Mammalia; Rodentia; Sciuridae.
AUCCCAGCCGUCACUACCAGUUUGUCCUACUCUCUGCCACCAUGCUGGCCUCAGGGCUGCUGCUGGUGGCUUUGCUGGCCUGCCUGAGUGUAAUGGUGUUGAUGUCUGUCUGGAGACAGAGGAAGCUCGGGGGGAAGCUGCCUCCCGGGCCCACUCCACUGCCCUUCAUCGGGAACUACCUGCAGCUGGACACGGAGCAGAUGUACAACUGCCUCAUGAAGCUGAGCAAGCGCUAUGGCCCCGUGUUCACCGUCCACCUGGGGACUCGCCGGGUCGUGGUGCUGUGUGGCUACGAUGCAGUGAAGGAGGCCCUGGUGGAUCAGGCUGAGGAGUUCAGCGGGCGAGGGGAGAAUGCCACCUUUGACUGGCUCUUCAAAGGCUACGGCGUAGUGUUCAGCAAUGGGGAGCGCGCCAAGCAGCUGAGGCGCUUCUCUAUCACCACCCUGCGGGACUUCGGAGUGGGCAAGCGCGGGAUCGAGGAGCGCAUCCAGGAGGAGGCGGGCUUCCUCAUCCAGGCAUUCCGGGAGACCUGCGGCGCCUUCAUAGAUCCUACUUUCUACAUGAGCCGAACAGUCUCCAAUGUCAUUAGCUCCAUUGUCUUUGGUGACCGAUUUGACUAUGAGGACAAAGAGUUCCUGUCACUGUUGCGCAUGAUUCAGGGAAGCUUCCAGUUCUCAGCUACCUCCACCGGGCAGCUCUAUGAGAUGUUCUACUCGGUGAUGAAGCACCUGCCAGGACCUCAGCAACAGGCCUUUAAGGAGCUGCAGGGCCUCGAGGACUUCGUGGCCAGGAAGGUGGAGCAGAACCAGCGCACUCUGGACCCCAACUCCCCGCGGGACUUCAUCGACUCCUUUCUCAUCCGCAUCACGACCCUGCGCUAUGGCUUCCUGAUGCUCAUGAAGCACCCAGAGGUGGAGGCCAAACUCCAUGAGGAGAUUGAUCGGGUGAUUGGCAGGAACCGGCAGCCCAAGUUUGAGGACCGCGCCAAGAUGCCCUACACAGAGGCUGUGAUCCACGAGAUCCAAAGAUUUGGAGACAUGAUUCCCAUGGGCCUGUCUCGAAGGGUCAUCAAGGACACCAAAUUUCGGGACUUUUUCCUCCCCAAGGGAACAGAAGUAUUCCCUAUGCUGGGCUCUGUGCUGAGAGACACCAAGUUCUUCUCCAACCCUGAAGAUUUCAACCCCCAGCACUUCCUGGACGACAAGGGGCAGUUUAAGAAGAGUGACGCAUUUGUGCCUUUUUCCAUUGGAAAGCGGUACUGUUUUGGAGAAGGCCUGGCUAGAAUGGAGCUCUUUCUCUUCCUCACCACCAUCUUGCAGAACUUCUGCUUCAAGUCCCCACAGGCGCCCCAGGACAUAGAUGUGUCUCCUAAACACGUGGGUUUUGCCACCAUCCCGAGGACCUACACCAUGAGCUUCCUGGCCCGCUGAGCUGGGGCCCAGCCAAUGGGGGAGGCGGGGUUAAGGGGAAGGGAGAGUGGAAGUAAGAGGCAAAUUGGAUAGAAGAGGGAGAAGAGUCAGAACAGACCAGCAGACUGCCUUUGCCAGACAUUGGGCCCUGAGAUCAGGGAAACCUCACAUUAUGCUGUGAUGGUAGUAGCAGUCGUAAUAGUAACAGUAAUAGUAAUAAUAAUAAUAAUAACAGCUAUUAUUUGGAGCAAGCAUUCUUUGUCAGCUCUGUGCUAAAUGCAUCUAACGAUCUCCCAACUUAAUACUCAAAAGCCCAUGUGAAAGGGAACAGUGUUCCUGCCCAUUUUUAAGGUGACACGGCUGAGGCUUAGUAAGUUUAAGUCACUAUGUGAACACAGAACACAGAACAGAAGUGCCUAGCAAAUGCUUGAAUAUCUGUGCCCAGUCUUUGGAGGAGAUUUUAAAAUAUUAUCACUUCCCUGAAUAAAACAACAUAUUUAUCUACA